Molecule: messenger RNA, 2184 nt
Organism: Oncorhynchus masou masou (cherry salmon)
Lineage: Eukaryota; Metazoa; Chordata; Actinopteri; Salmoniformes; Salmonidae
Exons: 2
Coding region: 1-2184 (727 amino acids)
Source: RefSeq, a predicted model, not a curated record
AUGAUGCAGUCUGUCUCCAGUCACAUCCUGUCUGUCUCCAGUCACAUCCUGUCUGUCUCCAGUCACAUCCUGCCUGUCUACAGUCACAUCCUGCCUGUCUCCAGUCACAUCCUGUCUGUCUACAGUCACAUCCUGCCUGUCUACAGUCACACCCUGCCUGUCUACAGUCACAUCCUGUCUGUCUACAGUCACACCCUGCCUGUCUACAGUCACAUCCUGCCUGUCUACAGUCACAUCCCGCCUGUCUACAGUCACACCCCGCCUGUCUACAGUCACAUCCUGUCUGUCUACAGUCACACCCUGCCUGUCUACAGUCACAUCCUGUCUGUCUACAGUCACACCCUGCCUGUCUACAGUCACAUCCUGUCUGUCUACAGUCACAUCCUGCCUGUCUACAGCCACAUCCUGCCUGUCUACAGUCACACCCUGCCUGUCUACAGUCACAUCCUGCCUGUCUACAGUCACAUCCUGUCUGUCUAUAGUCACAUCCUGCCUGUCUACAGCCACAUCCUGCCUGUCUACAGCCACAUCCUGCCUGUCUACAGCCACAUCCUGCCUGUCUACAGCCACAUCCUGCCUGUCUACAGCCACAUCCUGCCUGUCUACAGUCUGUCCCCAGCCGUCCCUGCCCUGUUCCCAGAACACUUACCCUGUGGCCCCCACUGUCCCCAGCCGGCCCCUGUUCCGGAACACUUACCCUGUGGCCCCCACUGUCCCCAGCCGGCCCCUGUUCCCAGAACACUUACCCUGUGGCCCCCACUGUCCCCAGCCGGCCCCUGUUCCCAGAACACUUACCCUGUGGCCCCCACUGUCCCCAGCCGGCCCCUGUUCCCAGAACACUUACCCUGUGGCCCCCACUGUCCCCAGCCGGCCCCUGUUCCCAGAACACUUACCCUGUGGCCCCCACUGUCCCCAGCCGGCCCCUGUUCCCGGAACACUUACCCUGUGGCCCCCACUGGCCCCGGACCGCCCCUGUUCCCGGAACACUUACCCUGUGGCCCCCACUGUCCCCAGCCGGCCCCUGUUCCCGGAACACUUACCCUGUGGCCCCCACUGUCCCCAGCCAGCCCCUGUUCCCGGAACACUUACCCUGUGGCCCCCACUGUCCCCAGCCGGCCCCUGUUCCCGGAACACUUACCCUGUGGCCCCCACUGUCCCCAGCCGGCCCCUGUUCCCGAACACUUACCCUGUGGCCCCCCACUGUCCCCAGCCGGCCCCUGUUCCCGGAACACUUACCCUGUGGCCCCCACUGUCCCUGCCGGCCCCUGUUCCCAGAACACUUACCCUGUGGCCCCCACUGUCCCCAGCCGGCCCCUGUUCCCAGAACACUUACCCUGUGGCCCCCCACUGUCCCCAGCCGGCCCCUGUUCCCGGAACACUUACCCUGUGGCCCCCACUGUCCCCAGCCGGCCCCUGUUCCCAGAACACCCUGUGGUCCCCCUGUCCCUGCCGGCCCUGUUCCCAGAACACUUGUGGCCCCCACUGUCCCCAGCCGGCCCCUGUUCCCAGAACACUUACCCUGUGGCCCCCACUGUCCCUGCCGGCCCCUGUUCCCGGAACACUUACCCUGUGGCCCCCACUGUCCCCAGCCGGCCCCUGUUCCCGGAACACUUACCCUGUGGCCCCCACCCCCACUGUUCCCAGAACACUUACCCUGUGGCCCCCUGUUCCCGGAACACUUACCCUGUGGCCCCCACUGUCCCCAGCCGGCCCCCUGUUGCCGGCCCGUUCCCAGAACACUUACCCUGUGGCCCCCACUGUCCCCGGACGGCCCCUGUUCCCGGAACACUUACCCUGUGGCCCCCACUGUCCCCAGCCGGCCCUGUUCCCGGAACACUUACCCUGUGGCCCCCACUGUCCCCAGCUGGCCCCUGUUCCCGGAACACUUACCCUGUGGACCCCCACUGGUCCCUGUCCCCAGCCGGCCCCUGUUCCCGGAACACUUACCCUGUGGCCCCCACUGUCCCCACUGGCCGGCCCCUGUUCCCGGAACACUUACCCUGUGGCCCCCACUGGCCCCAGCCGGCCUCUGUUCCCGGAACACUUACCCUGUGGCCCCCACUGUCCCCAGCUGGUCCCUGUUCCCGGAACACUUACCCUGUGGCCCCCACUGGUCCCCCGGCCCCAUGUUCCCGGAACACUUACCCUGUGGCCCCACCCCCAGCCGGCCCUUGUCCCACUUAG